Molecule: messenger RNA, 5034 nt
Organism: Marmota monax (woodchuck)
Lineage: Eukaryota; Metazoa; Chordata; Mammalia; Rodentia; Sciuridae
Gene: Myrip
Product: myosin VIIA and Rab interacting protein
Exons: 17
Coding region: 338-2896 (852 amino acids)
Biological process (GO): intracellular protein transport
Cellular component (GO): cortical actin cytoskeleton
Molecular function (GO): small GTPase binding; myosin binding; actin binding
Source: RefSeq, a predicted model, not a curated record
CAGGCUGGCUUGACUGCCUGCGGCGCGGGCGCCUCCCUCACAGCCGCUGCCACCUCUGCGCUCCCGCCUACUGCCCGCUUCCCGGCUCCCGCUGCGGUUGCGGUUCUGGCGGCCGAUCCCCCGCGGCGCUGCAGCCCAGCUCUGGCUUGCCGGCUGACUCGCACCCCUUCCUCGCUGCCCGCAGCCUUCUGAUCCACGCGCGGCGCUGCGGCAGGUACCCUGGGCAUCCCGAGGCGCGGUGGCCUGAACCCGGCCGCCAUCAAUGACCCCAGCCGCGGACCUUUUCCAGGCCGGCCAGUCCGUGUCUUGUCUCACUGUCCGUGUUUGAUAUUAAAUCAUGGGGAGGAAGCUGGACCUGUCCGGCUUGACGGAUGAUGAAACAGAGCAUGUCCUCCAGGUGGUUCAGAGAGACUUCAAUCUCCGAAAAAAAGAGGAAGAACGACUAAGUGAGAUGAAGCAAAAGCUGGACGAGGAAGGCAGCAAGUGCAGCAUCCUCUCAAAGCACCAGAAGUUCGUGGAGCACUGCUGCAUGCGCUGCUGCUCGCCCUUCACCUUCCUGGUCAACACCAAGCGCCGCUGUGGGGACUGCAAGUUCAACGUCUGCAAGAGCUGCUGCUCCUACCAGAAGCACGAGAAGGUCUGGGUCUGCUGCGUCUGCCAGCAGGCCAGACUUCUGAGGACUCAGUCUCUGGAAUGGUUCUACAAUAAUGUGAAGAGCCGCUUCAAGCGCUUCGGCAGUGCCAAGGUCCUAAAAAACCUGUACCGGAAACACCGGCUGGAGAGCGGUGCCAGCUUGGACAUUCUAGGAGGAGGCUUUUUUGAGUCUAACCUGGAGAAUGAAGGAAGCAUUUCAGGCAGUGACUCAACAUUUUAUAGGCAGUCAGAAGGACACAGCAUGAUGGACACCUUGGCCGUCGCCCUACGAGUAGCAGAAGAGGCCAUUGAAGAAGCCAUUUCCAAAGCCGAGGCCCAUGGGGACAGUCUGGACAAGCAGAACGAGGCCAGUUACCUGCGGGAUCACAAGGAGGAGCUAACUGAGGAGCUGGCCACCACAAUACUGCAGAAGAUCAUAAGGAAGCAGAAAAGCAAAAGUGAGCAGCAAGUGGAAGAGGAGCCCGAGUGGCCACAGCCCCAGAGCUGCAGCUCCAAGAAGGCGGACAAGGGGGACGCCGCCUCCCCACCAGGCCACCAAGCACUCCCCACCCUCUGGCGCUCCCAGUCUGCAUUCUCAUUCUCUGGUGAAGAUAUCCUGAAGCCCUCUUCCCAGGAGACUGUGUCAAGGCACCCGAGGCACUGGAGCCAGCAUCAAAAGAAGGAGUCUGCUCUGACCAGCUGGAAGAGCAUGGAUGGGCUGGAUGGAAAAAGUCCGGUUCCAGUGUUGCAGAGCCCCGAUGGGAACUGGGUGGCUCUGAAGGACGGUGCUCCGCCCCCAACCCGCCUGCUGGCCAAACCUAAGAGUGGGACGUUCCAGGCCCUGGAGGUGGCUUCCAGUGUGGCAUCUGCCUAUGAUGAGAUGGGCUCCGAAAGCGAGGAGGACUUUGACUGGAGUGAGGUUUUAAGCAAGCUAUGUCCGCAGUCCCAGGGUCUGCCCCGGCACCCCCAGGCACAGCCUGCACAGGCCCAGGGCGCUGACCAAGGCCCCUCAGCCAUCUCCUUAUCUGGGCUCUCCCCCAACCCUGAGGCUAUGUGCUCUGACUCAGAGACCUCCUCAGCAGGCUCUUCCCGGGAUGCUGGGCACAGGACCAGACUGUCCUGGAUGCAGAGGAAGGUCCCCAAGAACCCCGCAGCAGAGAAGAUGCGUCUACAGGGAGAGCUGGACGUGAACUUCAACCCCCAGGUGGCCAGUGGAGAGACCUCAGAUAGCAGCGAGCCAGAGGAGGCCCCACACACUGUAGACCGGCGGGCCAGGCGGUGGAGAAGGGCCCGCGUGGGCUCAGAGGAGCCAAACAAGGAACCAUCUUCCACCAGUGCCCAUCCCCAGAUAUCAGGGGAUGUAUCAGAGACGGACAUCAGCAAUGAGGCUCAGAAUUCUCGGACCAGCACAGACACCCAGGAGGAGAAGCUGAGAAAUAGGUUGUACGAGUUAGCAAUGAAAAUGAGUGAAAAGGAGACUUCUUCGGGGGAGGAUCAGGAGUCUGAGCCCAAGACAGAAUCUGAGAACCAAAAGGAAAGUCUGUCUUCUGAAGAGAACAACCAUAGUGUCCAGGAAGAGCUGAAAAAGAAGUAUUCUGCUGUUUCUCUCUGCAACAUCUCCACAGAAGUCCUGAAAGUCAUCAACGCCACAGAGGAGUUGAUAGCGGAGUCUACAGGGCCCUGGGAGCUCCCACCAGUCCCUUCUGACCGAGAAAAGGGGACGUUUCCUCUUGGGACAGACCAAGUGAAACUGGAUGAACAGCUGACUUCCCUGGAAGAAAACGUGUACCUGGCAGCUGGCACUGUGUAUGGGCUGGAGGGCCAGCUGAGUGAGCUGGAAGAUGCUGCCCGCUGUAUCCACAGUGGCACUAAUGAGACUGAGUUGGAGGCUCUGGAGGACCAGGUGGCAACAGCUGCAGCGCACGUCCACCAUGCUGAGCUCCAGAUUUCUGAUAUCGAAAGCCGGAUUUCAGCCCUGACCAUUGCAGGCUUAAACAUAGCACCGUGUGUGCGCCUCACAAGAAAACGGGAUCAGAAGCAAAGGAACCAGGUACAAACCAUAGACACAUCAAGGCAGCAGAGGAGGAAACUACCUGCUCCGCCAGUGAAAGCUGAAAAAAUGGAGGCAUCUUCAGUGACCACCAUGAAAACAUUUAACCACAACUUUAUCCUCCAAGGCUCCUCAACCAACGAGCCCAAAGAAAGGAAAAGCCCCGCCAAGGAUUUGAUGGAGCCCGCCCUGGAGUCUGCUGCCCUGUAUUAACGCCACCGGAGCUCCACUGCCAGUGACCCACUGCCUCCGGCCAUACACAACAGUGCCUUGACCCAACAGCCAUCGAAUACCGUAUGGAUUUCCACCUGAGGAGAGAGCCUGGGGUGGCCACAGCAUUCCACUGCACAGGGCUGUCCUGAUACCUCACCCAGAAAGCAGCCUCAGACUUCAGCAUUGCGGUCUUGCCCACUCUCUGCCUUAGGCUUCCUGGAGAAUCCAAGACAGCAAACCAAGAUGCUGGCUUCCAACGGCAGAGCUCCAUGUUCAAAAGAUGCAUCUUUUCCUGGUUUGCUUUGCUACUAUGUGUUGUCUGUAAAAAUCUUUUUGUUUUCCAGUCCCUUUGAUUCAAUUAGAAUUCUGUGUCAACUAUUUGUCCCAUGGAAAAUUAUUGGAGGGGGGUGGAGGGAAGGGAGAUAGAGAUAUCAUUUAGUUCCUCAUCAAUAUAACCAAAUCUCUCACAGGCAUCCUUGUCUUACAGAUGCUGAGGGGAAAAGUGGAAAGGCCCCCGUAGCGAACACUUAGGGCAGUGUAACUUGGGGGUCUCUCAACCAUCAAGCAUGCAAGUGUCCCUUAGCUACCUCCUCCUCACCCACCUCAUUACCAGCGAUUCCCCUUGCUUUACAGCCACAGGCCACAGAAUGGAAAGCCCUGACUCGUCCCCCAUCAUGCCAGGUCCAUCUGAUACAAUGUCUCCUUAAGAAUUUGGGGUUCCUCCACAGACUUACUGAGAGUGUCCUCACUCAGAAGAGGAGAAGGGGUGGAGGAAGACCACCAUUAGCUCAGCUUUUUCUAGGGCAAUGUCCAGAAUCAACGUGACUCCGUUGAGCAAUGGCCGCACCUCAGUGAGUUUUGGGUAAAUGAAUUCUUGCAAAACAUAACCGCGUACGAAAACUUGUGUCCUCCAAAAUUGAUUUCCUAAUGAAUAUUCAGCACAGUAGCAAAAUGAUCUUAUGGAUUUAAAAAAAAAUGGUUAGGGAAUAGCCUUAGAAAAUUUGAAAGUAUGAAAAGAAUCAAGAACAAACUGAGUUUAAGGGACACAAGAAUUGACACUCACUGCAUGUUUAUGGUCUGUUUGAAUCUGACUCAACUGCAUGACUAUUCAGAGAGUAUUUAUACAAGCAAGUGGAAUUGGAAUUUCACUCAAUUAAUUGGGCAUUAGCAACACGUUUACAUGUUUUUAAGUGUUUGCUCCUCAUUGAUUAUGGAUCUGAAGAAGGAGGCAAGGGAAUAGGGUGACUAGAGUUUAUUACAUGCCAGCUCUGAAGAAGGCAAUGUUCUCAUUUUAAUCUCCAUAGCAUCCCUAUUUCAGUAAGUAUACCCAUUUUUUAGAAUUGAUAACCAAGGCCAGAGAGGUUAAUUUGCCAGAACCACACCUGUGAGCUAAUUAUGAUUGGAAUGCCUCCCAAAAGCCUGCAUUGUCUUCAGCCUCUCUGUUCUUUAGCUGCCAUGUACAUUUCCGGUCCCGACUGGCUGCCGAGUUGUGUGUCCUGAUCCACUCCUGAUGGGGGUCUCUGUAUCUUCCAAUAAUACUCCUUGCUGAUGCUGUGUAUGUGUUAUCCAACAGAAACGACUCCUUUGAAAUAAGUAAAUCUUUGGCUUUUUUGUUCUGUUGGUGUGAUUCCAAGCAAAAACAAAAACAAAUUUCAAAAACACAACAACAAAAUCUGACUUCCAAAUAGAACGUUUUCUUUAAGAGGCAUGAAAAGCAACUAUUGUUGUGUUCCAGUGUUAAACUCUUCAGUUUUCUUUGACAAAAACGUGUACUGUGUAAGCCUUGCAAAAAAAAAAAAAACAAAACAAAACAAAAAGAAGCCUGAUCCAUGGCAUUUGAACUUUUAUAAAGGUUUCCUUGUGCCAAAUAAGUGCAAAGAUUUAAUUUACUAUUAAAAACCAUAAGCAUAUGUUAUAGUUCCAGAAGAAUUAUUUUGUCAUCAAGUGAUUUUGAUCUUUAGUGUCAAUAUUUAUAUUUAGAUUAAUUUUAUAAAUGAAAAUAUUUUAAUGGUUUAAGAAAAGUAGGACAAUAUCUUUGAUGACCUCUGAGAUUUAUGCUUGCCUUCAUGUUAUAUGCAUAUUGCCAGGAACUACUGUCAAGAGAAAUGAUAAAGAAGUAAAAAUCAUUUAUGAAAAUA